AUGAAACGCCUGCAACAGUCCGGGGUCGGCUUCACCAACGCAUAUUCUGUGGGCCUGGAGCCGGUGAUUGCUGACAAUUAUUCAAAAUGCAAGGAGAGACCGGAGACUUUCGACAGCGUUCUCAAGGCUAGAGGGUAUCGUGUCUUUUACUAUGGCAAGUGGCACGCCCCGCUGCGUUGGGCGGUCAACCCGUCGGGUCAGCCGACAUAUGAAAACGGAGUUUGCAUGAACGGUGGCACGCCAUUAAUUAGCGAUGAGCCCCAGCAUCGAUUCCGUGAUGCAACGAACUGCCUUAAAGUCGCCAGUCCAUGCCGAUACCUGCCCUUCAGUAACCUCAAAAACACGCCUACUUUUUGCAAGAGGCUAUCGACGCGAAGCCUGAUGUUAUCCGAAACGCAAAGGAGCCCGAUCGAGUUGGAGGCUCAAUACCGCAACCGAACAUUUGAAAUGCCCGGCCCACACCUUUCAAACAGAGAUUGUCGGUGCAUCAACUUGGACCAUCCACAAAUGGCCAGCGCUCGACGGGUCGAAGGGAAAGGAGUGGGUGCCAUCAAGCCAGCAUCGCUGUUCAACACAAGUGAAGAAUACGUGUACACGCAGGCUGCCGUCGGAGCACUGCGAUCGUUGGCAAGCGAACCAGACCACGCCCCGUUUGCCUUGACGCUGUCACUUCACAGUCCACAUGGACCGCCGGAGACGUUCGAACAAUUCAUUUCGGCCUACCCCCUCUUGCUCGAUUGGAUGUCGGGAUCCGAAAAAGUGGCUGGAGUCACCAUGGAAGAGAUUGGCACCGCAUUAUACCACGCCCAAGUUUCGCAAUCGGAUUUUCUGUUCGGCCUCCUCCUGGAGGCCCUGGGAGAGCUGAAAUUACGGCAGAGUACAUUGGUCCUAUUCUUCAGCGACCAUGGCGCUCGACGGAACAACAACUCGUUCAAUACCAGAAGUGCAUAG
Molecule: messenger RNA, 951 nt
Organism: Emiliania huxleyi CCMP1516
Lineage: Eukaryota; Haptophyta; Isochrysidales; Noelaerhabdaceae
Exons: 3
Coding region: 1-951 (316 amino acids)
Molecular function (GO): arylsulfatase activity
Source: RefSeq, a predicted model, not a curated record